Messenger RNA from Thamnophis elegans (Western terrestrial garter snake), 6620 nucleotides. It is a transcript of the gene RPTOR, whose product is annotated as regulatory associated protein of MTOR complex 1. Gene Ontology annotation, biological process: cellular response to amino acid stimulus; positive regulation of protein serine/threonine kinase activity; TORC1 signaling. The transcript has 35 exons. The record is from RefSeq and is a predicted model, not a curated record. Gene Ontology annotation, cellular component: cytoplasm; TORC1 complex. Lineage: Eukaryota; Metazoa; Chordata; Lepidosauria; Squamata; Natricidae. Gene Ontology annotation, molecular function: protein binding; protein-macromolecule adaptor activity. The coding region runs from base 1341 to 5396 and encodes 1351 amino acids.
UCCUCGGCAAUAUGGCUGCCUCCUUGGUGUGCUGCUGAGGAGAAUUUGGCUCUCCGGAACAGUUUCCUUCAGCUUCUCAAACCCCGCUACUUGGGGAACUUCUCCGCGAAGAGGAACUACCCGCUGCCCGAGUCGGGGAACAUAAUGGGUCGAAUUGGGCGGCCGUCGCUGCAGCCGCGCAAAAAGCAGGCACCUCCGCGGGGGUAGGACGAUUAUUCCCCUCUGGCUGCACGCUGUCGGAAAUGGGCCCAGGAGGGAGAGUCUGAUCUCAUCGCUUGGUCCGGAGUGAUCCCCCGAGGGGUGAUCUUGUCGGCGGCGAGCUGCUUUCCGAGGACAGAUACAGCCAAGGCUGGAACAGAGAGAGGUGCCUACGGCCAAAUCGUUCGUUCCUUUCGGAAUUCAUCCUUACCCCGUUGGCUAGUUUUGCCUCAAAACGGGAGAUCAAAGUGCAAGCCUCUCCUUUGUAGCUGUGCCGGGCAAAGAAUCCAGCGCUCGGAUUCUUCAAACGCCUGAAUCCAGAUCGACUCACUGAAGUUCACAGUAUAUUCUGACAUCCCAUCAACAAUUAAGAAAAGAAAUCUUUUGUCUUAACGAGAGUAUAUGUUGAACUGCACUGCACUGCACAGCACAGUUGCUUGAGAAGCGAUACAUUUAUCCGACUCUCCCAACUUGGACAACCCUGAUUUCUCAACUUCUGCUUUUCCUGCGAUUUCUCUAGAGUAUGUAGAACAAGGCAUCAGCUUUAUUCUGAGCAAGAGAGCAAAGUGUGGUAUCGCUGCAGCUUUUCUACUUUAGCUCUGAUCCAAGUGCUCUGCUACAGAGCUACAUAGAAAGCCAUGUUUUCUAUCUAAAAUACUUUUAGACCGAUCAUAUCAAACUUCGGUUCAAGUGUGCAUUGUCUGAUAGUAUUCUAAACUAAAUCAUUGUAUUGUGGGCAGGAACUUUUUUCAAUAAAAAGAGUUAUCUGUGAUCACCCUAUAUCUCUUGAAUAUUGAGAUAAUAUCCUGUUUCUGAAGAGGGAUAAAAAAAGAUCCAUGUGCACAUCUGUGAUCAUUGUUUCAACUAGACAACAAUAGAUCAUUGACUACUAGAUAGUUUCCCCUUGAAUAGUGAUUACAUUACUCCCUGAGAUUACCCAUUCUACACAGGAAUUUCCCAGAUGCUGCACUAGGAACAUUGUCAUACAAUUUAACAGUAACAUUCAUACAUCUAUUUUGAAAAAAAAAAGCAUAAAACAUAGAGUUAAACAACUAACAUAGUGUCUUGUUAUCCAGUUAAAACAUUUCCUUGGAGUAGUGAUUUUUUCCCUCUACUGGUUACACUGAUCUCUACUCUUCUUGAUGGAGUCUGAUAUGCUGCAGUCACCCCUCCUGGGCCUUGGGGAGGAAGAUGAGUCGGACAUGACGGACUGGAAUUUGCCUUUGGCCUUUAUGAAGAAGAGGCACUGUGAGAAAAUUGAGGGCUCCAAAUCACUGGCUCAGAGUUGGCGGAUGAAAGACCGGAUGAAGACUGUUAGUGUUGCCUUAGUACUGUGCCUGAAUGUUGGGGUGGAUCCUCCUGAUGUGGUAAAAACAACUCCAUGUGCUCGACUUGAAUGCUGGAUAGAUCCACUGUCAAUGGGGCCACAGAAAGCUCUAGAAACCAUUGGUGCAAAUUUGCAAAAACAGUAUGAAAAUUGGCAACCGAGGGCCCGGUACAAACAAAGUCUAGAUCCUACAGUUGAUGAAGUUAAGAAACUAUGUACUUCAUUGCGUCGAAAUGCCAAAGAAGAAAGAGUCCUUUUCCAUUAUAAUGGACAUGGUGUCCCCAGGCCAACAGUGAAUGGAGAAAUUUGGGUCUUUAAUAAGAACUACACUCAAUAUAUCCCGUUAUCCAUAUAUGAUCUACAAACGUGGAUGGGCAGCCCCUCCAUUUUUGUGUAUGAUUGCUCAAAUGCUGGCCUUAUUGUCAAGUCUUUCAAACAAUUUGCCCUGCAGAGGGAGCAGGAACUGGAGGUUGCUGCAAUUAACCCCAACCAUCCACUUGCUCAGAUGCCCUUGCCUCCUUCAAUGAAAAAUUGUAUUCAACUAGCAGCAUGUGAAGCUACUGAGUUGCUACCAAUGAUCCCUGACUUACCAGCUGACCUGUUCACGUCCUGCCUUACCACACCAAUCAAGAUUGCACUUAGAUGGUUUUGCAUGCAGAAGAGUGUGAGAUUGGUACCAGGAGUAACGCUGGAUUUAAUAGAAAAAAUUCCUGGGAGGCUCAAUGACAGGAGAACGCCUCUAGGAGAAUUGAAUUGGAUUUUUACAGCCAUCACGGAUACAAUUGCAUGGAACGUCCUACCCAGAGAUCUUUUCCAAAAGCUCUUCAGACAGGAUCUUCUAGUAGCAAGCCUCUUUCGAAACUUUUUGCUGGCAGAAAGAAUAAUGAGGUCUUAUAACUGCACACCUGUCAGCAGCCCCCGUCUACCUCCAACUUAUAUGCAUGCCAUGUGGCAAGCAUGGGAUCUUGCUGUGGAUAUAUGCCUAUCUCAGCUGCCUACCAUUAUAGAGGAAGGGACUGCAUUUAGGCACAGCCCAUUCUUUGCUGAACAGCUUACAGCCUUUCAAGUCUGGCUAACAAUGGGAGUGGAAAACCGCAAUCCUCCUGAACAGCUCCCUAUCGUAUUGCAGGUAUUGCUGAGUCAAGUACAUCGGUUACGAGCUCUUGAUUUACUUGGCCGUUUUUUGGAUCUGGGUCCCUGGGCUGUUAGCUUGGCUUUGUCUGUUGGCAUUUUCCCCUAUGUAUUAAAACUGCUUCAAAGUUCUGCUCGAGAACUAAGACCUCUUCUGGUUUUCAUCUGGGCCAAAAUCCUUGCAGUGGACAGUUCAUGCCAAGCUGACCUUGUGAAGGACAAUGGUCACAAAUAUUUCCUUUCUGUUUUGGCAGAUCCUUAUAUGCCGGCUGAACACAGAACAAUGACAGCUUUCAUCUUGGCAGUGAUUGUCAACAACUACAACACAGGACAGGAAGCUUGCCUCCAAGGGAACUUGAUUGCCAUUUGCCUGGAGCAGCUGAAUGAUCCCCACCCUCUGCUGCGCCAGUGGGUGGCUAUUUGCUUGGGCCGCAUCUGGCAGAAUUUUGACUCUGCGAGGUGGUGCGGCGUGAGGGACAGCGCUCAUGAAAAACUCUACAGCCUUCUCUCCGAUUCAAUACCUGAGGUUCGCUGUGCAGCAGUCUUUGCCCUUGGCACUUUUGUAGGCAAUUCUGCUGAGCGGACAGAUCAUUCCACUACAAUAGAUCACAACGUUGCCAUGAUGCUGGCCCAGCUCAUUAAUGAUGGAAGCCCCAUGGUCCGAAAGGAGUUAGUUGUGGCACUGAGUCACCAUGUGGUUCAGUAUGAAACCAAUUUCUGCACAGUUGCCUUACAGUUUAUGGAAGAAGAGAAGAAUUAUGCAUUACCCUCACCUGCUGCUCCAGAGGUUGGAAGUCUGACUCCAGUCCGAGAUAAUCCAUGUACUCCAAAACUCCGUUCUGUCAGCUCCUAUGGAAAUAUCCGAGCAGUCACUACAGCAAGGAACUUGAAUAAGUCUUUGCAGAAUCUCAGUUUGACUGAAGAAUCUGGAAACUCUGUUGCAUUUUCCCCUGGGAAUCUGAGCACCAGCAGCAGUGCCAGCAGCACCUUGGGCAGCCCUGAAAAUGAAGAAUAUAUCUUGUCUUUCGAGACGAUUGACAAGAUGAGGAGAGUCAGUUCCUACUCAUCACUAACUUCUCUGAUAGGGGUGUCUUUCAAUAGUAUUUAUACCCAAAUUUGGAGAGUCCUCUUACACCUGGCUGCUGAUCCAUACCCUGAUGUGUCAGACCUGGCUAUGAAAGUGCUGAACAGCAUUGCUUACAAGGCAACUGUAAAUGCCCGCCCCCAGCGCAUCCUUGACACAUCCUCUGUCACGCAUUCUGCCCCAGCCAGUCCUACUAACAAAGGCAUGCACAUACAUCAAGUAGGAGGGUCACCACCAACUGCAAGUACCAGCAGCUCUAGCUUGACCAAUGAUGUGACAAAGCAGACUGUCAAUCGGGACAUCUCAUCUGUAAGACCUGCAAAUGCUGGCAACGUGGGAGUGCAGUACACUCCCCACUCCCACCAGUUUCCCAGGACAAGGAAAAUGUUUGACAAAGGCCCAGAUCAGAUUACUGAUGAUACUGAUGAUACUGUGGGUCCCAAAAAUUUCAUGUCAGCAGCAAUGCAGACCGGGUUUUGUGAUUGGAGUGCUAAGUAUUUUGCCCAGCCGGUAAUGAAGAUUCCCGAAGAGCAUGAUUUGGAGAGCCAGAUCCGCAAAGAGAGGGAGUGGCGAUUUCUGCGCAAUGCUAGAGUCCGAAAGCAAGCACAGGCAAUUAUCCAAAAAGGUAUUUCAAGACUAGAUGAUCAAAUCUUUCUAAACAGGAACCCCGGCAUGCCUUCUGUAGUCAAGUUUCAUCCGUUCACACCAUGCAUAGCAGUGGCUGACAAAGAUAGCAUCUGUUUUUGGGAUUGGGAAAAAGGGGAAAAGUUGGACUAUUUUCACAAUGGAAACCCACGUUACACUAGGAUCACUGCCAUGGAAUAUCUGAAUGGACAAGACUGUUCGCUACUCCUGACUGCUACAGAUGAUGGUGCUAUAAGAGUGUGGAAAAACUUUGCUGACCUGGAGAAGAAUCCAGAGAUGGUAACAGCCUGGCAGGGUUUGUCAGACAUGCUACCUACGACACGUGGUCUGGCCCGAAGGGUUUCAAUCUAUCUUGACAGAAGUAAACAGGGAGGAGCAGGAAUGGUGGUGGAUUGGGAACAAGAAACCGGACUUCUCAUGACUUCCGGAGAUGUGCGCAUCAUCCGAAUCUGGGAUACAGAUCGAGAAAUGAAAGUGCAGGAUAUUCCCACGGGGGCUGACAGCUGUGUCACCAGUCUGUCCUGUGAUUCUCAUCGUUCGCUCAUUGUAGCAGGGCUUGGAGAUGGCUCCAUUCGGGUUUAUGACCGACGGAUGGCUCUGAGUGAAUGCCGUGUGAUGACCUAUCGAGAGCAUACAGCCUGGGUGGUGAAGGCAUAUUUGCAGAAACAUCCUGAAGGCAACAUCAUGAGUGUCAGUGUAAAUGGAGAUGUCCGCUUCUUUGAUCCAAGAAUGCCAGAAUCCGUAAAGGUCCUCCAGAUAGUCAAAGGAUUAACUGCUUUGGACAUUCACCCCCAAGCCAACUUAUUUGCAUGCGGUUCUAUGAAUCAAUUCACUGCUAUCUACAAUGGGCAUGGUGAGCUGAUCAACAAUAUCAAGUAUUACGAUGGAUUCAUGGGCCAGAGAGUAGGAGCCAUCAGCUGCCUAGCCUUUCAUCCACACUGGCCUCACCUGGCAGUUGGAAGCAACGAUUACUACAUCUCUGUGUACUCAGUAGAGAAACGAAUCAGAUAACAGCGUGGGACUGCUUUGUCAGGGCUGGACGUCUUCUGGCAGGCAAAACAUGCCUCACUUACGAUGUACAUAGUGAAAAUAUGACUUGAAUGUUAGUGUUGGCUGCUGCUGCUGCUGCUGCUGUGCAACCCCGUGACUUGAACAUUUUUUUUUUCUUCCUGACUUAGCUACUGAUGAUUCUGCAUCAGAGGGGAGGGAGAGAAGUGUGGUCUUCUUCAUAGCUGGGACUUCCAGGAACUAUUGGAAAAGGAGAAUUUAAAUUUUCAGCGAGUCCCACCACCCACCACCACUACCACUACUAAUGACUGCUUCUCUGGUUGUUUAAACGUCUUCUCGGAAGAGGGAUGGGGUUUUCCCCUAAAUCAGGAACGAAUUCAGAACAGGCUCUACCGUUCCACAUGUUCUUCCUAGAAAGUCUAUGGCUGCUCCCGGUUUUGUGCCAAGUGCUGCCCUGGCAGUUGCAUGCUAGCAGGUUGCCUGAUUUGGAUAGUCCAUGCAUAUCUUUCCACUCUGUAUGCCACCGGCCACCUCUGUUAUUCAUUGUCCUGCCAGAAACAAGAGGAAAAACAAAAAUUAAGGAGACUCUUAAGGGAGAGAAAGAGAGAGAGAGAACGUUAAUGGCUGCCACUGUGGAAGGGAAAACAGGAAAGUACCCCAGUUUCUGUGGUGUUCGUUGGAAAACAGCCGUAGCUACAUGAAAAAGCAUUACAGGGCAAGAGACCUUCCCCCUUUUAUGCCCUCCAUCCUUAAGCAGUGACCCUCUGCUCCUUUUACUCAUAGUAGAGUCCCUUAAGCACAAGAAAUGGCCUGCUACCUCCGCAUAGACAAUAAAGAUUUCACUUAUUGUACCACUGCCUUAAAUCCGCCCUCCCUCCCCAAUUCUGUUUGACAGAAGUGCUAUUGAUCAGCUUAUUAACGGAUGCAGGUACUUGCAGCAGGCUUAAGGCCAAUGCCCACGUAGAAGUCCUUCCUCUGCUUCAGACCCUUGCACAGUGGCAAGCUCUGUACACGCCCAGGACUUUUAUAUUCGCAGGGGGCACGUGAUCACUGCAAAGAACGGUUGAUUUUCCCCUACUACAGAGACCACGAUCUGGCCCAACCCAAGAAAAAUAAUCUCAUGUAGGAAACUGCCUCGAUAGCUUAAGAUCAGAAGGCCUUCCUUGAAUUGUGUGAAUUGUGCCUGAAUUGUGUUAAUUCUUCUGGCAUUGGCUCCAAGGGCAGAUG